CACGGAGCGCUUAAGAGGAGGGUCGGGCUCGCCAGGGGAGCCCCAGUGCAGGAGGCUGCGAAAGUUGGGGGAGUGUGCGAAGAGGACUGCGGAGCGCACGCGGGACUAGGCUGCGACGGGUCGCUGGUCCCGGCCAAGGGGAGUGGGAGCCGGCCGGAGAUGCCCUGUAUCCAAGCCCAGUAUGGAACACCAGCGACGAGCCCCGGACCGCGUGACCACCUGACAGGCGACCCCCUGGCCCUUGAGUUCAGCAAGCCUACCAUGGACCUAGCCAGCCCUGAGGCAGCACCCACUGCACCCACUGCGCUGCCCAGUUUCAGCACCUUCAUGGACGGGUACACCGGAGAGUUUGACACCUUCUUAUACCAGCUGCCGGGGACAGCCCAGCCAUGCUCCUCAGCCUCUUCCUCGGCCUCCUCUACGUCUUCUUCCUCCUCCUCAGCCACCUCCCCUGCCUCUGCUUCCUUCAAGUUUGAGGACUUCCAGGUGUACGGCUGUUAUCCUGGCACUCUGAGUGGCCCUUUAGAUGAGACCCUGUCCUCCAGCGGCUCUGACUACUAUGGGAGUCCCUGCUCAGCCCCCUCGCCUUCUACACCCAGCUUCCAGCCACCCCAGCUCUCUCCCUGGGAUGGCUCCUUUGGCCACUUCUCCCCCAGCCAGACUUACGAAGGCCUUCGGGCUUGGACAGAGCAGCUGCCCAAGGCUUCUGGGCCUCCGCCACCUCCUCCAGCCUUCUUCUCCUUCAGCCCCCCGACUGGUCCCAGCCCUAGCCUGGCCCAGAGUUCCCUCAAGUUGUUCCCACCACCAGCCACCCACCAGCUCGGGCAGGGAGACAGCUACCCCAUGUCAGCGGCUGCUUUCCCAGGCUUGGUGCCCACUUCUCCGAACCAUGACACUUCCGGCAUUCUGGAUGCACCUGUGACCUCCGCCAAGGGCCGGAACGGGGCUGCAGGUGGCAGCGAGGGCCGCUGUGCUGUGUGCGGGGACAACGCUUCAUGCCAGCAUUAUGGGGUCCGUACCUGUGAGGGCUGCAAAGGCUUCUUCAAGCGCACAGUACAGAAAAGUGCCAAGUACAUCUGCCUGGCAAACAAGGACUGCCCUGUGGACAAGAGGCGGCGCAACCGCUGCCAGUUCUGUCGCUUCCAGAAGUGCCUGGCUGUGGGCAUGGUGAAGGAAGUUGUCCGGACAGACAGCCUAAAGGGGCGUCGGGGACGGCUGCCUUCAAAGCCCAAGCAGCCCCCAGAUUCCUCCCCGACCAGUCUCCUCACUUCCCUCAUCCGGGCACACUUGGACUCGGGGCCUAGCACUACCAAGUUGGACUACUCCAAGUUCCAGGAGCUGGUGCUGCCCCGCUUCGGGAAGGAAGAUGCCGGUGACGUGCAGCAGUUCUAUGACUUGCUCUCCGGUUCCCUGGAUGUUAUCCGAAAGUGGGCAGAGAAGAUCCCCGGCUUUGCAGAGCUUUCCCCAGGAGACCAAGACCUGUUGCUGGAGUCUGCCUUCCUUGAGCUCUUCAUCCUCCGCCUGGCCUACCGAUCUAAGCCGGGCGAGGGGAAGCUCAUCUUUUGCUCUGGCCUGGUCCUCCACCGGCUACAGUGUGCCCGUGGCUUUGGCGACUGGAUUGACAGCAUCUUAGCCUUCUCACGGUCCCUGCAUAGCUUGGCUGUUGACGUCCCUGCCUUUGCCUGCCUGUCUGCUCUGGUCCUCAUCACUGACCGGCACGGGCUCCAGGAGCCUCGGCGGGUGGAGGAGCUGCAGAACCGCAUUGCCAGCUGCCUGAAGGAGCACAUGGCCACUGUGGCAGGAGAGCCGCAGCCAGCCAGCUGCCUGUCACGCCUGUUGGGAAAACUUCCUGAGCUUCGGACCCUGUGCACCCAAGGCCUGCAGCGCAUCUUCUACCUCAAGCUGGAGGACCUGGUGCCCCCUCCGCCAAUUGUGGACAAGAUCUUUAUGGACACGUUGUCCUUCUAGCCCCUACCCUG
Acomys russatus (golden spiny mouse) is the source of this 1979-nucleotide messenger RNA. It is a transcript of the gene Nr4a1, whose product is annotated as nuclear receptor subfamily 4 group A member 1. Gene Ontology annotation, molecular function: nuclear receptor activity; nuclear glucocorticoid receptor binding; RNA polymerase II cis-regulatory region sequence-specific DNA binding. Gene Ontology annotation, cellular component: transcription regulator complex; nucleus. The transcript has 7 exons. Bases 160 to 1968 code for a protein of 602 amino acids. Lineage: Eukaryota; Metazoa; Chordata; Mammalia; Rodentia; Muridae. Gene Ontology annotation, biological process: cellular response to corticotropin-releasing hormone stimulus; regulation of transcription by RNA polymerase II. The record is from RefSeq and is a predicted model, not a curated record.